AGUCACAGAUUCCCCAUUGAAAAACAGUGUGUGAAGUGUGAAUGCACGACGUGUAUGCGGCAGGUAAAUGUAUUCGCGAAAGAAUGUGCUGAGCGGACUUCAAUUUUCUUGCAGCGGGACCGGGAUAAUUUAGCCGAUUUUCGGCCCUCUCAACAUGGAAGAGACAAAAAUCAUAUACCACAUAGACGAUGAGGACACCCCAUACCUUGUGAAGUUGCCAAUUCCUGCGGACCAAGUGACAUUAGGCGAUUUUAAGAAUGUUCUCAAUCGGCCCAACUACAAAUUCUUCUUCAAGUCUAUGGACGAUGAUUUCGGCGUUGUCAAAGAAGAAAUUGUAGAAGAUGAGGCCAAGCUGCCAUGCUUCAACGGCCGGGUGGUAUCCUGGCUCGUCCCGGCCGACAGCAGCACAGGAGCGCCAUCGGACACGGGGUCGCAAUGCCAAAGCGAAGCACCCUCAGACAUGCAGCCACCCAUGGAACGGACGGGCGGCAUCGGCGACUCGCGACCGCCUUCUUUCCAUGCGAAUGCACCAGGAAGCACAGACAAACUCAGCGACACAGAAACAGAAUCGGUCAUCAGCUCAAGGAGAGGGAGACACCAAAGUUCAAGGAGGGACAGACAUCAUAAUGAUUUUUCUCGUCCGAAGAGGGACCACCAUCGGAGCGGUCAUGGGUACGAAAGCUCCUCCACGUUAAUGAGCAGCGACAUCGAGUCUACGAGUUACUUCGAUUCCACAGACGACGACAGCAGAUUUAGUAGUGCAACAGAGCGAAGCAGCUCGUCGCGAUUAAUGCGCAGCAAACACAGGAAACGGCGGCGGAGACCGCGCAUGCCUCAAGUCCAGCGUGCCUCUUCUUUUAGCAGUAUAACAGACUCUACUAUGUCACUCAACAUUAUCACAGUAACCUUAAAUUUGGACAAAAUUAACUUCUUGGGUAUCAGCAUUGUUGGUCAAAGCAACAAGGGCGGGGACGGCGGGAUCUACGUGGGCUCAAUCAUGAAGGGGGGUGCGGUAGCAGCGGACGGCAGGAUCGAGCCCGGCGACAUGAUCCUGCAAGUCAACGAAGUCAGCUUUGAGAACAUGAGCAACGACGAUGCCGUCAGGGUACUACGAGAAGCUGUGCACCAGCCAGGACCCAUCAAACUUGUUGUUGCUAAGUGCUGGGAUCCUUCACCUAAGGGUUACUUCACAAUCCCUAGGAGUGAGCCAGUCCGGCCGAUUGAUCCCGGUGCGUGGGUGGCCCACACCAACGCCAUGAAAGUGGCCGCGUACCACGGUCAAGCAGGACCGGUCAGUCCCUCCAUGACCUCAAUGACGUCCGGCAGCUCUUCACUAACCAGCUCUAUCCCCGAGUCCGAAAGAUUGGAGGAUUUCGGCCCACUGUCAAUCAACUCGGACUUGAACACCAUCGUGCGCGCCAUGGCGGCCCCGGACUCUGGCCUGGACAUCAGAGACCGCAUGUGGCUCAAGAUUACCAUUCCAAACGCUUUCCUAGGUUCUGAUGUUGUGGAAUGGCUGUACAAUCGUGUGGAGGGUUUCACAGACCGGCGAGAUGCCAGGAAGUACGCCUGCAACCUCCUCAAGGCGGGCUACAUUCGACACACCGUCAACAAGAUCACCUUCUCUGAACAGUGCUACUACAUCUUUGGAGACCUAUGCGGAAACAUGGCAGCGCUGUCGCUGGGUGACGACACCCCAGAAGUGGACCAGGACACCCUGGCGCCUCUCCCCCAGCACUGGAUGCCCCCCGGCCAGCUACCCCCGAAUAUACCCACGGCCCCUCCCCUACCCUACCAGCCCAUAGGCUAUUCCCAGUUUGACACGGCCAGCUACACCAGUUUUGGAAACGGGAGCGUAGGCAGUGCCGGAAGUGGAGGAAGCAGUGGUUCAGGCCACAGCCAAGACCACAAGGACCGGAAAGGCCGCAGCAAAGGCAGCUCUGGCAGCGAAUCAGACGCCACCUCCAUCAUCAGCCGGUCAACGGCGAGAGGGGACCUACCCAUGCGUGCCGACGGCUCCCUGCGAGGAGACACGCCCCCUAUGUCCGUCAACUCCAUGCCCAUGGGCGUGGCCAUCCCCCCGAUGGGUCAAAUGACAGGUAUCGGGCCGGCAGGACCCAACCUACCCCCUGCGCCCCCCGUCAUGGGCCAGGCGGUGCCCCCGAUGAUUGGGCCCGGGCCCGGUCAGCACACCGUGCCCAUGCCCAGGCAGCUUGGGUCUAUGCCGGAGGACUUAUCGGGCAGUAGGCAGUCCUUCCGGAUGGCCAUGGGUAAUCCCUGUGAAUUCUUUGUGGAUGUUAUGUGAGGGGGCGGGGUUGGGCGGGGCCGGUUGGAUGAGGGCGUGGUCAUUUGGAAAAAAGCAAUCCUGCUGAACGUCCGUUGGGUCAUUCCUUCAAAUGCUUUGUAGAUGUAUUUGAGGGGCGGGGCCAAGCGGAGUGCAUUAGGGCGUGGUCAGUCCGGCAGUGGGUAGUCCUUCCAAAUAACCACAUCUGAUCCCUUCAAAUUCGUCAUGGAUGUUAUGUGAAGGGUGGGGCAGGGGCGUGGUCUGUGAGUUGUCUCGUCAAGUGUUGUGCACACACCUGUCAAUGCCUUGUCACCCCGUCGUUCAUUCAUUGUCAUGUUGUCUUGUAUCCACUCUUGCAUGUCAUUUUCUCCUUUCCUCCUCCGUCCAUUUUCGUAGAGCUGCCUGUUAAAAAAAAAUUAUUUUCAAAUACGCUCAGCAGUAUUUUUCUUUCUUAUUUUUUCCUUGUAAUUUUGCAUGAAAUUUUGCCAGGAGGCAGACUUGUACGUUGUGCAUUUUUUAUUUUGACUGAUAAGUGUAAAAAAAAAACUCCCCAAUAUUUUGCUUAGUGAGUUGUUCUGCUCGUACCUUUUUUAUUUUUGUUCCUACAUUUAUUUUCUGAAGUUGUCCCUUUUCUUUUUAUCUAAAUGCAUAACAGCUGGUCGAAAAUCGUCUACUCAGUCAAGUUAUUAUUUAAAUCUUUUAUUUUCUUUUUUCAAACUUAUGAAAAUGUUUCUGGAUUGCAAUUUGUUUCCUAUAUAUUGCAAAGUUUUGUCUCAACAAAUAACAGUUCAGUAUCAAUGAAAUUAAAAAACAAAAAUAACCACUUCACGGAGCUGAGAAGCAACUCAAAUUUAGCCAGGCAGAAAAGUAUUUCAAACAAAAAGCCAAAAGCAUCCAAAUUGCUCCAUGUUCAAGUAAAGGUACAAUAUAUCAGAGCAGAAAAACUUGCUAAGCAAAUACAAUUGAAGCUAAAAAAGCUGGCUACCAACACUUAAGUGUAUUUUUGUGUGUGCUGGUGUAGGAAGUGAACCGGUGAAAUGUGCUAAGCCAAAAUAAAUCUGCUGAGCUAAAUUAUUCUGGGGUUUUUUUUUGGCAGCUCUCUGAAAAUGGGACGCUCGGGCUCUUGGUCUCAUCCCUUUUUUUUGUCUUUUUCUUCCUGUUUUUCCAUCUCAAUUUCCAGGGCUCGCACAGGCCAGCGAGAUUGCAAGAAUGUAACGUUGGUUGCCGGGGAGUUCACAAGGUAAAAAAACACAAAAAAAGGAAAAAAUAAACAAAUCAGCGACCAGCCCUUCUAGCUCUCCGGAUGCUGUAAAAAAAAAAAAAGAAAAAAAAAAAGGAAAUUCAUGUGAAAAUUGUUCGAGCUGCAUUAGUUGCGUAGAUGUAAACGUGGAGGUUACAUGCUGUGUGGCAGUCUCAUUCCCCCUCCCCCCCCCAGCAUUUCGUAGACCAUUGUCACUGUUUAAAAGAGUCUAACAUUCCACAUUGUGGCAAUGAAACUUUCAAAUAUAACAACCCAAAAAAAAAACCUUUCACAAUUUUGCCCACAAAUGCAGCUUUUGCAGCCCUGUCACUUUUUCUGUCUGUCUUUCUUUCUUUCUGUGUGUGUUUUUUCUUCUUCCCUAUGUCUUUGUCACACUUGAAUGUGUCGGUCUACUUGUUAGUAAAUAUCUCCAUUGUGCGAUCUAUUUUCUUUCCUUUUCUUCAUCUUCCUGUGUUGACCAAAAAAAAAAGGUGUAUUCAUUAAAGGACAGCAGUAGAGGGCGCUGUUUCAAAUCCACAUACAUUUUUUUGGUUCCACGUGUAGAAUCACUUGUAAUGGCCACAUGUUUGAUUGUCAUCCGUGUUUUUUUAGGAAUUUGCUACAAGUAGAACGCUUGUUGGCAAAAGACUCAUUCAUUAAGCCCCUCCCCCGUUUGGGUUUUGACCAAUCACGGCUGCGAUUGAUGGCUGGCAUGGGGGCACAAAAGUCCGACAUGCGCGCACGUGCGCAUAACAGGCACGGCUGUAAAUGCUGUGUGGCAUUGGGGAUGCACACGUAUUGUUGCGCAGUGGGCGGGACUAUCGCCUGAAAUCGUAACUUUGUUGCUAUGCAUCAUGGGAUUGAUCCAUAUCCCAUCAUGCACCACAGUAGAUUCCCACUUGGCCCGUAAAGCACAAACGGGAAAUGAGAUUGUGAUUUUGCUACACUACAAAUAUGUGGAUUUGAGUAGAGUCUGAGCCCUGUACUGCUGUUCUGAUUUAAUAAUCAUGUCAAGUUGAUACGCACAUUUGUCAGUUGACAGUGUAUUUUUGCCCACUUGGACAAACAGCUCAAAGCAGUUGUUGGUAACCCUCAGGUUUUCCCAUAGGAAAACAUGUAAAAAAGCUGUGCACCAGUGUUGGCAUGUUGGUUUCUUGUAUACCAUGAAAACCAGUUUGCUUCACAGUUCAUGUGACUUGUUUUGCCUUCUGCAAGUAACCACUGUAAAAUUUUGUAGUCUGAGAGAAUAAAGCACACCAAAACUAUUCACAGAGUAUUCACUUUGGUUAAAAAAGAGAGAGAGCAAAAGAAAGUAAAGAAACAUCUGUAUUUAAGACUCAUUUGAUGGAACGUCACUGCAGAUUUUUGUGUUAGUUGUGUACAAAAGUGUAUUAUUUAAAAUGGAAACAAGUGUACAAGCUGAGACAUUUUUACGCUUCUAAUUUACAAGAGUAAGGAAAAAUUUGGGUUUUUGGGUAGGUGUUUAGGAGGAAGUAAGUUGUGAGAUUUUUGUGGCUGAGAUCAUGCAGAUUAAUGUUAUUUAUGCAAAAUGGUGCAGCCAAGUUUCCAUCAAUGACAUUUAAGGCCACAAUUUGUACUGUAGCUGUCUCAUCUUCAUUUGUUGGCAUGCUUUUUUUCCCAACAUUUUUCAAACCUGCAUGGCGACCGUCUUUUCAAUUUUCCACCAUGACCUGUAUAAACCAAAGCACAGCCAACUGUGUCAGAAAUAGUCUGGUACCCACUAGAAGUGCUCCAGUUUGUCAUUGUCUUUGCUUUACUUAAGCAUUUGGCACAAGACCAAGAUGGCUGCCGCAUUGUGUCAUCUAGUUCAGUAGUGCAUAUAUGUUUUGAUGCAUUUUUGUCUACUGCCAAUCUUUUUUGCUAAUUAGAUUUUUUAAGAAACAAAUCUGCCACAAGUUUUUAAAUGUCUAAAACGAUGUUUUAAUAAUGUACAUGCCGUUUUUGGUUUUACAUAAUACGUAAUCUCUUUUACAUGAAAUCACAUUUUGACGAGCCAACAGUUUCUCUCACAUUUUAAAGAAACGUUAAAUGCUACAAUUUUUAGAAUGACGAAAUGUCCUCACGAGGACACAAAAAUUGUUAAAUCAAGUUUGUACUUCGUGUGAUUGAACAUAGAAAUUGUACAUGUCUAACUGUAUUCAAUGAUUAUUAAUGAUAGCAGAUUUUAAAAUGAAUAAGAAAAUUGUCUGUUUUGUUUGAAUUUUUUUUUAUUAAAAAAAAAAAAAUCAGUAUUUGUAAUUAUUAUAAUGCACUUGUUAUUGUAAUUCAUGAAUAAAGGGUAUAGCAAAGAUCAAGAUUUAGUCCUUUGAUAGAACAUGCAAUCUCCAGUACUAACUGGUUCAUAAAAUAAAAAAAAACAUCUUGAGACAUUUCAAUUUUCCCCUACCAGUCUCACAAAACUUAAUAUUCAGUACUGUCAGGAGUUUAAGAAAUGGGGUACUCCAGGGGCCAACUCGCAAACAGACAAAAAAUUGCCAAAAUUAUGUUUGUGAUUAGAAUUGUGUUCCGCUCUUUUAACUGUAGAUGUUUUGCCGCCUCUGUACAUAGAGCUGUUAUAUUUGGUUCGGGGGGGGGGGGGGGGGACUAACUGUGUUCAAGGAACAAACUUUGUGUACUUUUUAUUGUAAGAUGGUUUUCAUGACUUUGAGCAUCCAUAGUUUCAAACAGCGCCCCAAAUGUUUUAAGUUAAUGCACAGUGCCGUUCUUAUCUGUGUAGAAAUGCAUGUUUUUAUAUGUAUGAUGUAAAUAAGUAUUGGCUAGUUUUCUUUUAAGGAAAAUCAUAUAAAAAAACGUUGUUACUUUUGGAGUCCUAUUUAUUGGGUAAUGUACAGACAUGAUCAGUGUCAGUUUAAUAUAUUUAGGAAUCAUUACCAGGGGGUAGGACAAAUCACGUAACAUUUCUCUCUCGAAAAAGGUUUUUUUUUUUAAAUGCAGCGGACUUUUGCUGUAAUUAUUAGUAGCGAUUGCAUAUCCUUCAGUAUUCAAGGGAAAACUCGAAAAUUGCCUGUUCAUCUGAGAAAAGAAAUGGUGUGUUUCAGUUUGGUGUCCUUCAAAUUUAUGCAAUUUAGGGAACGAAGUUGUCGUGCAGGAAUACAUUCAGCACUGAUUAGACCACAGAAAAAUAUUCCUAAUAAUUCUUACAAAAGGAAUCAUGUAAACAAGCAAAUUACUUUAUUAAUGUAACAUAGUUUAAAAACAAUGUCGACUGCCAAUCAAGUUAAGGAUAUUUGUUUGAUAUAGUUCAGUAUUUUUUUUCCUGCCGAUAUUUUUUUUGUCCGUCAUGAAAAAGAAGAGUAAUAAUGUUCUAGACGUAGAUUUUGCAAAGAUAGUUGUACUAAAAAAAGAAGACUUGUACUGUAGAUCUCACAUCAGGAGCUGAGUGUGUGAGUUUCUGUGUUCAAGGUCGAUGUCUAUUCCUUUUAUGUCACCGCAGUACCAAUAAUAUUCCGUUAUUUACGUCCAGCUGUUUUGGCUUUGUUGUAAAUUUCAACGCAGAAACAUUUUGAAAUGUGAUCACCUGUAGUGUGCUCUUCUUGCUGCUCAAAAAAGCAAAGCCAUUCACAUAUCAAAGAAUUAGCAUUUGCUGGAAAACAUUGUAAUUUUGCAUAGCUUUUUGGCCUUCAUUUACAUGGGGCAAUUUGUAAUAAUAUACAGUUUCAUGUACGAGUACUUGUGUAAAUUUGGUGCAAGUAGUUAAUACGUACUGUUUGCCAAAUUUGGUUCGCAGUCCUGCGUUCUAAACAUAGCUCGGAAAUGCAAUAAAGGUUGCUGGAUGCAAUACAGAAAAUCUCAAUCACCGUUCGUAUUAAAGUUCUUAACAAUCCGACAAUAUUUAGAGAAUUGAAAAAAACAUCUAAAGCUCAGUUGGAACAAAGCAUCAUCAACGACUAUAAAGGAAUACACAUCAGCCAGAUGAUGUCGACGCCCAGUUGUGUUUUACCAAAGACGUAAAUAAACAAAAGAAAACAGGCUUUAAUACGGCCUUGCCUGUUUUUUGUUGUUUGCUUUUUUGUUUUUGUUCAUUUUUUUUUGUAAAGAAUAAUUAUUAUGUAGUUAAAGAGCUCGGUAUCUGAGUAAUAAGUAAACACGAUGAAAAAA
Molecule: messenger RNA, 7643 nt
Organism: Patiria miniata (bat star)
Lineage: Eukaryota; Metazoa; Echinodermata; Asteroidea; Valvatida; Asterinidae
Product: segment polarity protein dishevelled homolog DVL-3-like
Exons: 16
Coding region: 155-2305 (716 amino acids)
Biological process (GO): intracellular signal transduction; canonical Wnt signaling pathway
Cellular component (GO): cytosol
Molecular function (GO): frizzled binding
Source: RefSeq, a predicted model, not a curated record